UUUUGUUUUUCCAUAUGUAUUUUUUUGCUUUGGCCUUCUCUUAAUAAUAUUGUAAUCAUCAUUUUAAAAAAUAAAAAUAAAAAUUCCCAUGUUUGGAAAUACAAAGCUUUGUAUUGGAUUUCGUGUUUUCUAUGUUUGCAGCUACAAAGCUUUAUUUGGAUGUUGUGUUUUUUCAAAAUAAAAAUAAAAAUCCUGGUUGUGGCUCUUGGUGAUUCUUUGUAGCUCUUGAUGAAAUGGAGCAACUUUGAAUUCAAAUCAUAGAAGGAAGUUGCAAUUAAAUGAAAAAAGCAUCAUGAAAAGAUGUGUCUUAUCAUGGAAGGGACUAUAAAAUCCAAUCUUGGGUCUCCUCUCUCCACCAUUUUGUGAUUUUGAGACAUUGUGAAAAUUUUGCAGAAAUUGCAAAAGUGAAAAUUGCAGGUGUGUAAAUUGCAGAAGUUUGUUCGGGGUGUAUAGUUUUGUAGGCCGAAGUCUACAUUUCUCCAGUUCAAGAGAGGAGGCUUAUUGUAUCUUGGAGACGGAUUUGUUACCUCCAUUAUCAAAAUCCAAGAGUGACAGGAAGCAGUUCAUCAAUUUCCAUUCAGACCAUGGCUCUAGAUCCAACAUGGGUGAGUUCUUUGAAAGAGAAGAUCCAGACCAAUCGCCAAAUACUAAAAGAGUCGGCAGGUAGUAUUUCAUGUUCCAUCUACAGAGUUCCCCAUGGCUUCCGCAAAGCCAACGAAGAGGCCUACACCCCUCAGAUUGUCUCUGUGGGCCCAUUCCACCAUGGCAAGCAAAUGCUAAAGGCCAUGGAAGAGCAUAAAUAUAGGUACUUGCAUGAGGUCAUCUCUCGGGCAGGCGACAAUGGAUUGGAAAUUUAUUUGAUGGCCAUCAAGGAGUUGGAGCAGCUUGCACGGGAGUGUUAUUCGGAAACCAUCAACCUCAACAGCACCGAAUUCGUUGAGAUGAUGGUGGUUGAUGGUUGCUUCAUUCUCGAGCUCCUCCGCAAGGGGGUUAGUCUUUCGGACAUCACAAAUGACCCCAUCUUCACACUGCUCUGGCUCAAGCCCAAGCUGAAGAGUGAUUUGCUGUUGCUCGAAAACCAAAUUCCAUUCUUUGUUCUUGAACGUUUAUUUGAUCUAAUGGACUUUUCACUGCAGCCAAGUGUCUCUCUCAGAAGCAUCAUCCUCGACUUCUUCGAGGGCAUGUUGCCAAGAGGCCCAAUAAGUUUAAAAGAAAAUCUGAAUUCUAAUACCAAGACCAAUCACGAAAUCCAGCAUUUGCUACACCUAUUUCACUCAAGUCACCUUCCUGAUAUCCCAGGCACGGUAAUACCACACGAACAAUUACAAUUGACAUGCGCAAUAAAACUUCAACAGGCAGGGGUGAUGUUCAAGGCGAGUAAUGCUAAUAGCUUCUUAGAUAUCAAAUUCAGAAAAGGGGUGUUAAGAAUUCCACCUUUAUUUAUUGGAGAUUUGUUCAACCCGCUCCUCCUAAACCUCAUUGCCUUCGAACAAUGCUAUUCUCAUUGCAGUAACCAUGUUACGGCUUACACCACUUUCAUGAAUUAUCUCAUCAACUCUGCAGAAGAUGUUGAGAUUCUUUGCCACAAUAAAAUCAUCUAUAAUGGGCUGGGCAGUGAUGCAGAGGUGGCUGAUCUCUUCAGCAAGCUCGGUAGAGAUGUAGUCUGCAAUCCCAACGAUUUCUAUCUUUUUGAUGUUUUUGAGGGCUUAGAUCUGUAUUACAGGACCCCAUGGCAUGCUUGGCGUGCGAACUUGAUGCACAGCUACUUCAGCAAUCCGUGGGCCAUCAUUUCCCUGAUUGGUGUUGUGAUUCUCCUCAUCCUCACAUUCAUACAGACAUUCUUUGCUGCAUUUUCAUAUUUCCGCCCGCCAUCAUAGAGCCAUGCUUGAACUUGAAGAUGGGCUAUGGACGUUUCAUUUCCCAAUUCGAAGUUAGAUCCCCGAACUUAGAUAACCAACCUUCAAGGUGAUCCUUUUCAAUUUAUUGUUUAUCCAUGUAUUGAAGAAAAAUGUAUUGUCUCAAAAUGAUAUCUAUAUUUAGCAUCUCCAAUUUAUGAGUC
This is a messenger RNA of Magnolia sinica, 2059 nucleotides long. Its product is annotated as UPF0481 protein At3g47200-like. Bases 585 to 1877 code for a protein of 430 amino acids. The transcript has 2 exons. The record is from RefSeq and is a predicted model, not a curated record. NCBI's taxonomy places the organism in Eukaryota, Viridiplantae, Streptophyta, Magnoliopsida, Magnoliales, Magnoliaceae.